AUGACGGAGGCGACUGCGACGCCACGCCAGAGCCAGAGCCAGAGCCUGAGCCCGAGUGGUGGACAACGACCCGAAGUGGCUGGCUGGGGCUUGUGUGAUAUGAUUUCUAAAGUAUUCGGGGGAUUGUGUUGCGAAGCAUGCUCUUCGGAGGCCACGACAACGACCGACAAGGAGCUCUGCGCGGACGGCUGCUACAACGGGUGGCCGGGCGACGGCUACUGCGACAGCGUGUGCAACAAUUGGGAGUGCAAUUAUGACGGAGGCGACUGCGACGAAAAUCCGCCGACCGACCCUGAAGGACUUGACUGCGGUCAGUGUACCGAUGAUGAUGGGGACUGCGCGUUUAACGUAUCCACAGAGUUUCCUUCGUGCGGAUCAGGAUACCAGGUUGUGUACGGGAACUACUGCUGUGACUACUGCGACGAUCCGAGCUUGCAGUUUUUCGGUUGCGUCUAUGUCGGCUGGUCAGGUGCUUGGGCUUACAGUCCUACACUCGUGCCCUUGCUGUUGGGCGUGACUGCGGUGUUGCAGUGA
Molecule: messenger RNA, 534 nt
Organism: Prorocentrum cordatum
Lineage: Eukaryota; Dinophyceae; Prorocentrales; Prorocentraceae
Source: the annotation of a GenBank genome assembly